This is a messenger RNA of Desarmillaria tabescens, 2946 nucleotides long. RefSeq lists its product as uncharacterized. The transcript is spliced from 11 exons. Bases 1 to 2946 code for a protein of 981 amino acids. Lineage: Eukaryota; Fungi; Basidiomycota; Agaricomycetes; Agaricales; Physalacriaceae. The record is from RefSeq and is a predicted model, not a curated record. Gene Ontology annotation, molecular function: protein binding.
AUGUCUGUACCUAACAAAGCUUUCGACCAAGCACUGCAAAAAUAUCUCGUUUCUGUAAGACCUACGUUUACGCCUUCCCAUCCCGACGAAGUUCUCAAGGUUGUGCGGACUUAUGUCGAGACAAAUCGGUUACAUCGUUCCAUGGAUUGGGCUGCCAGUGGAGUCUCAUUAAAUCCUGAGAUUGCCGGAGCCGUCUGGGGAUGUAUCAAGUUUAUUUUUACGGUUGUUUGCAAUUACUCAGCCUAUUUCAAUAAAAUUACCACCGUUCUCAAAGAUGUAUCUCGUCGUCUUCACUUCUACCAGGCAUAUGCCGUCGAUCUGUACAAAAACUCUUCAAGGGUUCAAGAAGCACUGGCUGACGCAUAUGGUUCCAUUUUGAAGUUUUGUUUUAAAGUUGAUUGUAUAUUUCGCGACCAAGUGUCAAGGAAACAGCUGAGUUCCUUUCGCAUCUUUCUCAAGUCAAUGAGUCCCUGGAGCUCUGCUCAGCUUGAUGAUAUCGUCACAGAGCUUGACGCUACUAGGCUCAUCUUGGAGUCCGAGGUUCAACAUGACGAUCGCGUAGAGACAUACUACGAACGCCGAGCUGCCCAAUUAGGAAGAGAGCAGAUGCAGCAGAUGAUUGCAAGGCAAGAGAAUAGACUGUGGUUACUCAGUCAAAGGGAGAAACGCUGGGACACAGAAGCAGUCAAGGAAGAACACAAGGAAGCAGAAUCUCAUCGACGGGCAUUCCUCAAGAAAAUCUCGCAUGCCAGCUGCGAGGAUAAACAUGAAGAAUGCUGUCUGAAGCUACAUGAAAAUUCUUCGUCGGGGCAGUGGCUUCUCAACUUGCCUCAAUAUCAGGAAUGGAAGUCAGGACGGGCGGGCUUUUUAUGGUUUUACGGAAAACCCGGCAUCGGGAAGACCGUUUUAACGUCAAUUGUGAUCCAAGAUCUGCUGCGACAAAGCACUGACAAUGCUGCUGCAGUAGCGUACUUUUAUUGUCAACACGAUCAAACUGCAAAAACGGAGCCUCUUAAAAUACUCGGGACCAUUCUUUACCAGAUCGUAUCACGAAUUCCCGCUUCUCGUAUUCAGCAACUGGAGGACAACAAAAUCUCACUCACGACAGUCAUGGGGCUGGAGAAGCUAAUCAAAAUGGCAUGUGAAGAUUUCUCUCGGACCUAUGUCGUGAUUGAUGCCCUGGAUGAAUGUGCUAACGGGGGUGCACAAGUUACGGUUCUCGCUUCACUGAAACGGCUCCACAGCUCCUCUCGUCUUCAUAUUCUGAUACUGAGCCGUUGGACAUCGCAGAUGGAUAGAAUGCUCAGGGCGAUUCCUUCCUUUGAUAUCUCAGAUUCAGGUGGAAUCCUAUCUGAUUUACGAGAGUAUGUCCACAGGCGGGUAUACUCUCCAGCCGAAGACGAGCCCGUCGUUCGAAUCUCCAACCCCGAUCUUCGUCAGGCAAUUGUUGAUACUCUGGUGGAAAGAGCGGAUGGGAUGUUUUUAUGGGUGGACUUUCAAAUUCUUCAUCUCUGCGAACAACAGACUGAUCACGAUAUAAGAUCAUCCCUUACUCAACUUCCUCGUGGUCUAGACGCUACCUACGUCCGUAGUCUUACCUCAAUGUCCACGCUUGACGAGCGAAGGAGGAUGCGGGCCAAACGUGCUUUGCAAUGGCUCGUGUGCACUCGAACUUUGAUCUCUCUCGAGUUACUCCAACAGUGCAUAGCUGUUGAUGACAUGGAUGAUGAAUGGGACCCUGAAAACGUCGUUACCGACCCCAUGGCUCUGAUCUCUGAUUGCGCUAACCUUGUCCAAAUUACUGAGGCUGAUGGGCGCAAGUUCGUACACUUUGUCCAUGCCUCGGUGAAAGAGUUUCUCACUACAGCCCGUCGGAACGAAGAAUUAUCUCUUGAAACUAGAUACUUCAUCUUCGAGUCUAUACCAAAUGGACAUUUGUCUGUUUUCAAGACGUGUCUCAAAUGUGCACAGUUAUUCGAAAAACAUGUUGGUCAGAUCCCCUGUGCUGCUCUGAUCAAAUACAUUCGAGGGACAGAGUAUCUCUGGCAUCUGCACCAUACAGACCGAGUGGCGGAACUAGCAACGCUACUGGGAAUGUAUCUGCAAAUGUUUUCCAUGAGGAUGUCUCCUCUAAACCAGAGAGAUGAGAAUGGUGAAGCGGUUGAUACAAUGAACGCCCUGCACAUUGCAGCAGACCUCUCCUGUCAUCGCCUCGUCGAGUACAUGAUUGCUUCGUACGGUUUCGAUGUAAUGCAGCGUGAUCUACUUGGUAGAACCCCUCUCCACUACGCUGCCGGAUGCCCUCUUACACAGUUCCAAUUUGCCGAUGCAAGCCUUCGGAGCACACGCUUUCUUCUUACCAAAGGAGCAGAUGUUCACGCUGCGGACAAACAUGGAUGUACCCCUCUCCAUCUUGUCACCCGGACAUGGUUCAGUUAUGACAAUGAAGGAGCACAGUUGUUCAUGACUCUACGUUCCAGUGACGUCGAUCAUCUUACUGGGCACGUACAAGCCGAAGCUGAUGCAUCCGGUCGAUAUCCUCGGGAGAUUAGUCCCGUUACAUCAGUGGCAUCAUUCCAUGUUAUGGGGAAGCACUCUGCUGAAAGCAAUGUGCGUGACACACUCCUGAAGAUCGCGCAAAAAGCAGGCGUACAUGUUGACGAUCGAUAUGCAAUGGCGCAUGCAUCUAUUGGUCAUAUACGCUCUGUUUCUCGCCAUCUGAUAGAGCUCCUUCUUGAGAGCGGUGCGGAUCCAAACAAACCAGACUCGCUUGGACAGACGCCAUUUCGUGGGAUCAUUCGGGGAGGUGGUGGCAGUGGUCCUUGGCGGAUGAAUAUUAGACCAAGCGGAUCUGGGGCUAAUGUUCUGACUUCAGAGGUUCUUGCUAGUACUUCAGUCAAGAUAGAUAAAUCUGCAAUGGGCAAGCUGGAAGCAAUCAUACGAUGA